AUGAAGAAAACGACGUCGUCUCAGCUGAAAUUCUUCCAAUUUGUAGGGUUUCUUCUCCUAUCUUCAUCUUCUCCGGUGAUCUCUCAACCCAAUAUUUCCUGCACCACUAAUCUCUUCUUCAACGAUCAAAUUCUCUUCGACACAACUUCCCUCAUCUGCAACCAUGUUUGGUCUUCUCAAAACUACACCCUCAGAUACAAACAAGCGGCCACGAAUCUAUGGAGUUUUGUUCUUCAAGCACCCAAUAAAAACGCUUACGUGGCGAUCGGAUUUUCACCCAACGGAGAUAUGAUAGGGUCUAGUGCGAUGGUGGGAUGGGUGGCAAACAGCGGCGUUGCAAUUAUAAAACAGUAUGAUCUCACCGGAAAGUCGCCGGAGCUGGUGGUGCCGGACGAGGGGAACUUAAACUUGGUGGCGAAUACGUCAUCAAUAAUUGUAGAUGGGUCGGAUAUAUAUAUGGCGUUUCAAGUUAGAACGGUUCAACCGUUGAACCGGUUAAUUUAUUCGGUUGGAAGAACCGGAGUUUUGCCAUCGAUUACUACUUUUCGAUUGACUGAGCAUGCGGAUAUGAUUAAGACUUUCAUUGAUUAUACUACAGGUAUUCAAACGCAAACAAAAAUCAAUGAAUACGGGAAUCUAAGGAGGAGCCAUGGGAUAUUGAACAUGCUGGGAUGGGGAAUUCUAUUACCAAUAGGAGUCAUUGUAGCUCGAUUCUUCAAGAAAUGGGAUCCGCUCUGGUUCUACUGUCACGUGUUCAUCCAAUCAUUGGGCUUCAUCCUCGGAGUUACAGGAGUUAUCUGUGGUUUCAUCUUGAAGAACAAGCUUUCUGUCUUUGUUAAUAGACAUAAGGGAAUUGGAAUCACAGUCCUCGUCCUCGGUUGCCUUCAGGUUAUGGCAUUCAUUGCGAGGCCAGAGAAGGGAUCGAAGUACAGAAAGUAUUGGAAUUGGUAUCAUUAUGUAGUUGGGAGAUUUGUGAUUAUCUUGGCAGCUAUUAAUGUGUUCUAUGGAAUUCAGUUGGGGAAAGCUGGAAAUGAAUGGAGGGCAGCUUAUGCUAUCAUCUUAGUUGCCAUGUUUUUUGCUACAAUUCUAUUAGAGAUUAGGAUGUGGAUGAAGAAAUAGAACAAGAUUGAUUCAUACAUGCUGUUCUUUUCUUCUUUAUUUACAUGUAUUUUUUUGUG
Molecule: messenger RNA, 1178 nt
Organism: Impatiens glandulifera
Lineage: Eukaryota; Viridiplantae; Streptophyta; Magnoliopsida; Ericales; Balsaminaceae
Product: cytochrome b561 and DOMON domain-containing protein At3g07570
Exons: 4
Coding region: 1-1119 (372 amino acids)
Source: RefSeq, a predicted model, not a curated record